AUGAAAUUAGAGGAUAUGCGGAGAAAAACCGCAUUUAGAAAUCAUAAAAACACUGAGAAAACAGAUGAGAUAGUGAAAGAUGUAAGAGAGCACUCUGCCGGUGUACCAGAACCAGAUGCGGCAGAAUAUCACGCUCGGAGCAUUCAUUCGAGAAAUCGAGCAUAUGCUUCUCAAAAAUGCUGUCUAGCGCAAUCACUAAGGUCAUCUGAUGAAAGAUUAAUAAAUAUUGUAAUACCAUCACCAUAUCAUUCGACAUUCGGUAGUUUGGGAUUUGGAGGAUUAGGUGGUUUAGGAAUCGGAGGACUGGAUGGCUUGGGAUUAGGUGGUUUAACAAGUGGAUUUGGUGGUCUUCUUGGUCUUGGAUAUUUUGGAUACUUCACAAGAUAUCUUGGGCCAGCCAAUAUGACUGGAUCUUGUCCAGCGGGAGUGAAUAUUAAUGGGCAGUGUUGGUUCAACAGUAUCGGUGAUGUUUGA
Molecule: messenger RNA, 474 nt
Organism: Thelazia callipaeda (thelaziosis nematode)
Lineage: Eukaryota; Metazoa; Nematoda; Chromadorea; Rhabditida; Thelaziidae
Source: the annotation of a GenBank genome assembly